This is a messenger RNA of Lachancea dasiensis, 480 nucleotides long. The record is from the annotation of a GenBank genome assembly. Lineage: Eukaryota; Fungi; Ascomycota; Saccharomycetes; Saccharomycetales; Saccharomycetaceae.
AUGUCAAGAAGGCUUAAGAAAACGCAUUUAUUCAGCAAGGAUGUGGCUGCCUUGAUGUAUGCAUAUGGUGACGUGGCUCAACCACUACCGGAAUCUGUACAAUGCCUGGACGAGCUGGUGUCGGGAUAUCUGGUAGAUAUCUGUAUGUCAGCAUAUAGAACAGCGCAAACAGUACACAGGAACAAAAUUAAAGUGGAAGACUUCAAGUUUGCUCUGCGUAAAGACGAAGUGAAGCUCGGCAGAGCGGAGGAAUUGAUCAAACUCAGUAAAAUUAUAACGGACGCCAAAAAACUGUUUAAUUCGUCUGAGGGCAAAACGGUAAAGCGUGCUCGAGAUAUGGGCGAGUUUAAUGAUGACGAGGGUGAUGAAGAUGUAGAAGAUGACCAGGAUCAGGAAACAGAGAAAGUGGCUGAACGCAUCGAGAAGAAGGAAACAGGGCGGAAAAAGAGAAAAACUAAGAAGAAGAACCAAGAAACUUGA